Sarcophilus harrisii (Tasmanian devil) is the source of this 2205-nucleotide messenger RNA. Its product is annotated as transcription initiation factor TFIID subunit 1-like. Gene Ontology annotation, biological process: transcription by RNA polymerase II; RNA polymerase II preinitiation complex assembly. The transcript has a single exon. Gene Ontology annotation, cellular component: transcription factor TFIID complex. Bases 170 to 1954 code for a protein of 594 amino acids. Gene Ontology annotation, molecular function: histone acetyltransferase activity; TBP-class protein binding; RNA polymerase II general transcription initiation factor binding. NCBI's taxonomy places the organism in Eukaryota, Metazoa, Chordata, Mammalia, Dasyuromorphia, Dasyuridae. The record is from RefSeq and is a predicted model, not a curated record.
AGCAGCUGACCCCACAGGCUGUGGGGAGGGCAUCUCCUAUGUCAAAGUGGCUUGUAAACCCAAGCAGGAAGACAAAACCCAAGUGAAUGGAAGGAGAGUGAAGGGUACUGAUGCAGACCUUCGACAUCUCACCCUCAAGAAAGCCAAGAACUUGCUGAGAACAUUUGGGAUGUCAGAGACAGAGAUCAGGAAGCUAUCCCGCUGGGACAUGAUCUCAGCUGUCCGAGCCCUGUCUACCAAGGAGCUACAUUCAGGAAACAAGUCCAGAGCCCUCACCAGAUUUGCACGAGUAUCCCAUUCUUCAGGAGCUGAGCAGCAGAGACACUAUCAGCAAGAGGUCCAAAGAAUUUUUGACCUUCAGAACAGGGUCCUGGCUUCUACCGAGGUGCUGUCCACAGAUACAGAUAGUAGCAGCUCAGAAGAGGAAAAUGAUGAAAUGAUGGACUGGAUGUGUCAGGGAAUUGAGAACCUCCUGGAGGGUAAGACCAACUCUCGGAGUCUACAGAGAAAAAAAGAAAAACAGGAUUAUCAGGAGCUGAAGCAACUGAUGCUCAGAGAUGGGCGUACUCACCUCCAAGACAAAGGUAAGAAAGAGCAGCAGGAUAGGGGUUCAACCACCUCAGCUCCUGUAUCUCUGGUUAUCUACCGGACUUAUAUUGAUGAGUCUGGCAAGGAAUAUGUGCAGAAAGAGAUAAUCCGGGACCCAGCAGUGAUCAAACUAUAUACCCAUGUGAAGAGCACCAAAGAUGAGGACUUUAUCCGGAAGACCUUUCCAGCAGAUGAAGAGAAACAGCAGGAAAUACGGAAAAAGAAGAAAAGACUCCAAGACAGACUUCGCCGAAUCCGCAUAGCAGAGGAAAGAAAACAGCAAAGGGAAGAGAGGAAAGAGGUUCCCCCAGAGAAACUUCCCAAGCCAGAGGUCCCAAAAUUGAAUCUAAUAGGUGAGGACUGUGGAUCCCACAUUAAGACAAAGAAGACAUGUCCAAAGUAUUGCCCACCCAAGGACCUGACCCCCAGGCUCAAGGGGAGCAGGAAGCAGGAGGACCGAGAACUGGCUAAACAACUCCCUCAAAAGUCUCUUAUCCAGCCCCUAAGAACCAGAAAUUUCAUGGAGAGAAAACACAAAUUUGAAAAUACAAAUGCGGUCCAAAGGGAGACUAUUAAGGUGAAAGUUAAGAAAAGGCCUCUGCCCCUGAAGAGGAAGUCUGAUACUCCUCAGAAGAGAAGACGUGUGCAUAUGGACCCCAGUGAAGGUUUUAGCUGUAUCCGGCAUCCUUGCCAACCUGCUCUUCCUUGCCCUCCAUCCAAGAGAUGUAGAAAAUCUCCUCCAGUACUGUCUCCCCAGGUCCCUUUGGAAAAGCCUGAGAAGACUUCUGGGAAUCUUUUGGCAGAACCCCCUCAGAAGACUCCGCCAUCUCCAGUCCAUUUAGCUCAGAGUAAAUCUGAAUCUCCUUCACAGUUAGUGCGUAAAAACUGGGGUCUUCAAAAUUGGCUUCAACAAAAAUACAGAAGUUUAACACAGCCUUGCCAGAAAGAACCCGACAAUAUGAUCCAGCCUCAGAAACCUGUGAUCCCUCUGGCCAAGGAAGGCCCAGUUUCUUCACACCUCCUGUCCCAUUCUGCUAAGAAGUCUCAGAAUCCUUUAACAUGUUCAAAGCCUUUGUUUCAUAAUUCAUCUGGUAAGCAAUGCAAAAGACCCAGAAAUUCUCUAUGUCAGCCUAACCAGAAAUUAAGUCAGGAACCCACAAUUGCUUGCAAACAAGUUCCUCAGGACAUAUUGGGCAGAUCACUUCAGAGACACCCAUUGGACAAGGACACACAGCCAUCCUCCUGCAGAAAUCAGGUACCCCAGGGGUACUGUAGGACAGAAUGCCAAAGCAUCAAAACGAGUAUUUUGUAUGAGGACCUCCAGGUUUCUGAUACAGAUGAAGAAGAAGAGAAGGAGGAAAUAUAGACUAAAUGAAGAAAUACAAAGAUUUUUACCCUCUUGUGAGGGUUUUUUGUAGAUGGAGAGGAAACAAAGUGAAAUUUUGGAGAAGCCUUAUGUUAUGCUUGAAAAAUUAUUUUAUUUAGGAUAACAUUGUACAUAAUAACAGCAAGAGUAUGUCCUGGUCAACUUCGCUCUUCUCAGUAAUACGCUAAUCCAAAACAAUUCCGAUAGACUUGUGUUACAAAACGCCAUCCACAUCCAGAGAGAAGAUUGAA